Messenger RNA from Beauveria bassiana ARSEF 2860, 1644 nucleotides. Its product is annotated as Mob1 family protein. The record is from RefSeq and is a predicted model, not a curated record. The transcript is spliced from 2 exons. Bases 1 to 1644 code for a protein of 547 amino acids. Lineage: Eukaryota; Fungi; Ascomycota; Sordariomycetes; Hypocreales; Cordycipitaceae. Gene Ontology annotation, cellular component: cytoplasm.
AUGGCGCUGGCACCCAGCUCGCCGAGGCUGCCCAGCCCUCCGCCGGCUGCCGAGAUCCAAAUGACGCCUAAUUCACCGUCUGGAGGUCCAGCUGCGACACUCGAAACGACACAGAUGGAACAGUCUCUUCUUGACGCCAACUCAAAACGAAGGAUACAUCCGGGAACAAAGGCUGCUGAUAUGGCGGCUGGUCCGCCCCUUGUGCCUCUAAGCGAGCUAGAAUCAGCAUUCUCGCUCCAAGAGCACCUGGCUGCUCUACAUUACAAUCUCACAGCGCAGGGCACUCGAGCACUGACGCGGACCACAGCCCACCAAAUUGCGCAGCCCCCGGCCGGUAUCGAUCGAACGCUGUGGCUCUACGAACUUUGCCGAUUCCUCAUCUCACAAUGCAACGCCCUCAUUGUCGGCUUUUUAUUCGACACACCGCCAUGUAGUGCUGCGACCUGCCCAGAGAUGCGCGCAUCCGAGUGGCAGUUUCUCUGUGCUGUGCAUGAACAGCCCAAGAGCUGCUGCGCAAUCGACUACUGCUGCCAUACUCUCGACUGGGCUGCAAACGUGGUAUCAGAUCAAAACAUUUUCCCGAGCCGCUUCAUGAUACUGAACGACGCACAAAGCAAACAUGUCGGCCUCAAGAAUCUGGUCAAUGUUUUUCGUCGUUUGCACCGCAUCUUUGCGCACGCAUGGUUCCAGCAUCGCAGCGUUUUUUGGGCUGUGGAAGGGCAGAGCGGGCUGUAUGUCUUUUUCAAGACAGUCUGCGACCUCUAUGACUUGUUACCUGCAGAGAAUUACAAGCUUCCGCCCGAGGCCGAGGGUCUCGAAGCACCAGAGGCCGUCCCCGAGCUGUCUGCGAACAAAUCACCGACUGCGACGAUUCCUUCAAGAACCUAUUCGAGAAUCUUGAAGCCAAGCUCACCACCGCAGGAAAAUGCCGGCGGUGCAGCAGCCAGUCCCGAAGAUAACAUGCAGCCACAUGACCGAACCACGACGAGGCGGCAUAUUAGAAGUAGCCCUUCGACAGGCAGCGCCGUGAUGACCGUCAUGGAGACGGAUGAGGAGGAGCAGGACUCGGUGACGCGAGGACUGGAUAGCAUGCACCUAGGUGUCCCAUCGCCGCCCAAUAUGUCACGAUUUGCAGACGAAUCCGAGGUUGCAGAAGUACCCGUCGUCGUGAAUGAGGAGGCAUCGGACAGUACAUCAACGGCGCAUCUGAGCAAAACAAGCGAGGCUGACGAUGAGUCUGAGGAUGCCAACAAGACGGGCGCAAAAUGGGCCACUGAGGAAGAGGCGAAAUCAGGGCCGGCAGUUGAUGAAAAGAGCGCUAGAGUAGCCGAGCCUGUUGCCGAGGACCUCUCCACCAUGCCAGCGGCAUCAGACGCGUCAUCAUUGUCUUCAGACCCUUCAGCACAACCAGAGGCAGAGGAGAAGAGCGCGGACGCUACAUCUGCUGACCAGGACAGGCCAGCGGCAGGCAAUAAUUCGGUGACAGACGAAUCAGACGGGCCAGACCGGGAGGCUACUAAUGAUGCGGAUCAUUCUCCGAGCAGUGGCAGCGAAACCACGCCUGCGACGACAUCGUCCGCAACCACCACGGCAUCACCUCUCACGGAUUCGUCAAAGGAAGAAGCAGUAAAAGAAGACCAGUAA